UUUUUUUUUGCCGCCUUAUCUUCUCCCCAAACUCCCACAAUCCGCCGGAAGGGGAAAUCGAAUUUUCCAACGGUUCAAAAUUUCCCUUCAUUUUCGCAACAAUGGAGGCGACCUGGGUCACCAAAUUCCCGCUAUCCUCCGCCGCACUGACCAAUUACCCGCCGCCGAUCACCGCUUCACUUCCCAUUUCCAGACGAACCCUAUUCAGGUCAAGCGAAUCCCGCCAUUGGGUUUCUUACGGAAUCCACAGCGUUACUCACUACCCAUUACCUAAAUUGACUCGAAGGCUGUUUCUUCCUUCCGUUUCCGGCAUAUGGGAUGCGAUAACCGGCGGAGAUAAAGCCAGGGAAGCUGUUCUGGCCGUCCGUCGGGGAAUGCUGCUCUUUCGACAAGGAGAUGUGGUUGGUUCCUUAGCGGAAUUCGAUAAGGCGAUUGAGUUGGAUCCUCGUCAGAAGGCAUGUAGGAAGUUUGAGUCUUUAUGGAUAUUGGUUCUUCUCCCUUUCCUUAUGGAUGAAUUGGGAGUUUCUUUUCAGAUAUGUGGCAAAGGGGAUUAUCUCUUUACUAUCUGGACAGAACGGAGAACAAGGGUAAAUAAACUUUUGCAAACAAUUGAAUGUGGAAUACGAUCUUAUGCAAUUAGGUUCGAAGAAGGCGCAGAGCAAUUCCGGCUUGAUGUUGCGAUGAACCCAAAUGACACAGAGGAAUCUAUCUGGUGCUUUCUUUGUGAAGCUCAGUUGUUUGGUGUUCAUGAGGCAAGGAAGCAAUUUCUCGAGGUUGGUAGAGAUCCGCGGCCAGUCAUGAGAGAAGCUUACAAUAUGUUUAGAGAUGGUGGCGAUCCGGAGAAGCUGCAUUUUCCAAUGGCCGCGAGAAUGAGUACUUCUACGCCUCUCUAUACACUGGACUUUACCAUGAAUGCCAGAAAGAAGCAGAUUCAGCUAAGUUCCAUCUGGUUGCAGCUUGCAAGUCUGUAUAUGGGAAAAAAUCUGAUGACUAUAUGGCUUCUCUUGCUAAAGUUCACUGUCAAUGUAGAAAUUGGAGCAUUGACUAAAAGAGUGAAGAACAAAGAAGAAAGCGCUCAUGCUUUGAUACAAGUUCUCUGCCUCUCCAGUGUCCACCAUGAUGUAAUUCCCGAGCUGUCCAACUGGAGUCAAGGGAAAAUUGGAUAGUCGGAUCAGGUGAUUCAGCCCAAACGAACAGGUCUGUUGAGAGAGAGAGAGAGAGAGAGAGAGAGAGAGAGAGAGAGAGAGAGAGAGGCAAUUCAAUGUCACUUGUAAAUAACAUUAUUGUUUUAUGAUUUGUAAUGUUUUCUCAUCUGGAUUUGUAACGUCUCUGUGUUUAAUAAAAACUAUUGUACCUGCCGGUCAGACUGAAAAUACUAGAUACUGGGUCUAAAUUGGUAGGUGGUUUUAGUGGUGCAAAGAUGGUUCUUGCACAAGGUCAGUAAAAUCAUGUGUUGUCAAAACCGAACCGGACAUCGAUCCGGAUUAAUAAGAGGUUUAAAGUUUAUUGGA
This is a messenger RNA of Linum tenue, 1511 nucleotides long. The record is from the annotation of a GenBank genome assembly. NCBI's taxonomy places the organism in Eukaryota, Viridiplantae, Streptophyta, Magnoliopsida, Malpighiales, Linaceae.